UACUUCGAGAAGUCCCGUUACGAGGAGGCGGUCAAGUACUUCACGGAAGCGCAUCGACACGAACCCCACCGCCUGCAGGGCAUGGAGUACUUGAGUACCGCUCUCUGGCAUUUGCAACGAGAAGUGGAGCUCUCAAUACUGGCCCAGGAGUUGAUUGAAUUUGAUAAGCAAUCGGCGCAGACGUGGUGUGUGGCCGGCAAUUGCUUCUCACUCCAGAAAGAACACGAAACGGCCAUCAAAUUCCUUCAGCGGGCCAUUCAAGUGGAGCCGGACUUUGCGUACGCGUACACACUGUUGGGUCACGAGUGGGCCGUCACCGACGAGAUGGACCACGCGAUGAGCUGUUUCCGUAACGCCACUCGUAUCGAUCCGCGCCAUUACAACGCCUGGUAUGGCAUUGGAAUGAUUUACUAUAAACAGGAGAAGUUCUCGUUGGCUGAACUCCACUACCGGAAGGCGCUGGAGAUCUCGCCCUUCUCUCCGGUGCUCAUGUGUCACAUCGGAGUCGUACAGCACGCGCUCAAGAAGUCCGAGUCGGCGCUCAACACUCUGGACGUGGCCAUCAAAAUGGACCCGAAGAACGCGUUGUGUAAGUUCCACAGGGCGUCCAUUCUGUUCGCUUUGGACAGACAUCCGCAGGCACUCAGAGAGCUCGAAGACCUCAAACAGAUUGUGCCAAAAGAGUCCUUAGUUUACUUCCUUAUAGGAAAGGUGCAUAAGAAGAUGGGUGACACUCACUUAGCACUCAUGAACUUCUCGUGGGCUAUGGAUUUGGACCCAAAGGGCGCUAACAAUCAAAUCAAAGAAGUAAUCGAUAAACAGUAUGCAAACGAUGACGAAGAAGUGGUGGUCCACUUGGACCCGACGGAAACGGGUCGCAGCGGCGGCUCCAGUAGUUCCAGACAUCGGUCCAACUCGUCGUCUAUGGAGGCCGAAGAGUCGCUGCUCAACGAUGUCGAGGCCAUGAUUGACGACAGCACUUGAAUUACAAGUUUUAUUAUUAUAUAAAAUAAAAUUAAACUAUAAUUAAUUGAUAUAAUAUUUCAAUUUAUUUACAAAUUUUAAAACAAUUAUUUGCGAUAAAAUACUUUUAAAAAUAUAUACAAAAACAAUAUAAAUAUCAAUCAAAAUAAUUACUAAAUAUAUAAGAAAUAAUAAAUAAUUGGGUUUUAAUUUAUGACAAUUUAUCCGCGAAUAGCAAUACUUAGUCCAC
This is a messenger RNA of Medioppia subpectinata, 1213 nucleotides long. The record is from the annotation of a GenBank genome assembly. Lineage: Eukaryota; Metazoa; Arthropoda; Arachnida; Sarcoptiformes; Oppiidae.